CGAAUCAUAUAUAGUCUUACAACCAAAUAUCCUAUAUGGUAUAAUAGUACUUCUUCUCCGUCGGACACCGUAAUCUUUACACGCUCUCUAAGUCAUAUAUAAUCACGCUUCCCUUCGGCUCUGCUCUGCUUGCACAGUUUGGAUCUGACAACAAUUUCCACGCAGCUUCUUCGUCUCUAUAAUCCGAUAUUUAUCGAAGCAAUAUUUUUUAUCUCUCCCUGUUCUGCCUGUUUACCGCCCCUACGUGCUAGGUCACGCAAAGAACUGGAUUCAAGCCUCCUGCCGUCAAACCGUGCCGAACUAUUACGUCAAAUCAGCUCUUAUAGUUCAAUUUUUAGAUUGUUCUAUUUUGAGAGAAUUGCCCUAAGGACUCCCCAUUCACGUGUCAAUGUUCCCCUCAACAGGCAAAGACUCGAUGCUCAUGGAGAUUGCCGGCCCAACGUCCCCACUUUCAACCAAAAAAAGGAAAAGAAUGGAUCAAACAUCCAGCCAUCCAUUACCAACAAACCAUGAGGUCGACAUGCCCGAUAUGGCAUCCAGAACUGGUCGAGAGGGAUGGACAUACCAUCUUGAAAUCUUACAAGAGCCUCUAAGGGCCAGGGCUUGUGGUUUUGGUAAUAAGGAUCGCAGACCCCUUACGCCCCCUCCUAUUAUCCGAUUGUGGAUUCAAGAUGCUUUAGGAAAUCAAGUGGAUCCCAACAUAGUUGAUUCCAACACCAUAAUCCUCCAGGUCGACUUAUGUUCGGCUGACGGGCACGAAGGAAGAAACGUGGUAAGACAUCCAGUGGGACCUGGCAGUGUUCCUGCAGUUGUCUCAGUGAGCGAAAAUGUUAGGUCAGGUCAUGUAGAUCCUUCGACUCUUCCAACUACAUCCACAGCGGUGUCUGAACAGCCCUAUAGGAAUAGUAGCAUGGACUAUUCUUCAUGGCCUGAGCAAUAUUCCUCGGAAUCUUCCGACCGGACCACUCCGGGGUGGACUUAUCAAGAUGCCUUUGUCUCUUCACCACGCAUUGCCGGAACUCGCCCUCCCAUGGCUCGACGAGUACGCACUCCCACUCGACCUUCCACUGCGCCCUCCUUACGUCCUCCGGCAUGGAGCGUUGAUGUCUCUCAACGGCCAUUGUAUGAGGAAGCUCUUCCUCCGAUUUCUGCACUUGCAGAAAAUAUUCGCGACCCCUCUGGGCGCCCCUGGUUUCCCGACCCCCACAUUAAUACGCAAAGGCCGACAAGUAGCAGUUCUUUGCGGAGCCGCCCUCACACAUCCCACUCGACUGAUUUGAGUACAGCUCCCACCGACUACUCAUUUGGGAGACCUACGACCACAAGUUCCACCGGUAGCUGGCAUCUAUCGGCCGAUUCAGAGUAUAAGGGUUUCGCACUUGAAAACCAAGCUGCUGAAGGCUCAAAACCUGGCCCCGGAGCAAAAUCCAAUGAUCCUAACGUACCUAUAUCAUCCGCGGAAACUCAAGCAACAUCACCUGAAUCUUUUCUUCCCGGUUCUUUUACUGACCGCUUCACUCAAAACGACUCGCCCCGUGUACCAUACUCGUACCACAACUCCCAUUAUCGGUCGGAUGUCGCGCCGGGCAAGGAGCGGGACUCUUUCCAUAGUCCAGACCUAGAUACUAUGAAGGAAACCCGCUGUUUCGCACCAGCAAGCGUUGCGUCGACUUUGGUUUUGGUUGGGAAACGUCACACCCCUUGUAACAAACUAAAAGAUGAGCAUGGACGGUUAGGUCUAUUUUUCUUCGCCACGGAUCUGGGAGUGCGGACAGAAGGGAGAUUUUGCCUGCGAAUGAAGAUCAUGGAUCUAAGCCUCUUCUUACGGCCUCCUAACCCAGGCGAUAGCACGCCCAUAUUGGCGGAAACUAUCAGUCAACCAAUAGAAGUGUAUUCUGCAAAACGCUUUCCUGGAGUCAUACCUACUACUAAACUCACUCGUUUGUUUGCUGCUCAGGGAAUCAAAUUGGCUGUCAGAGAAAGUCAUAAACAAAAGCACCGCAGCAAAGAGAACGUAGAUAUGGAUGUUCAAGAUGAAAUCGAGGAAGAUGAAGAUGGUCAAUGAGACAUGGGGGAUUACGAUUGUGCGAGUUGCGCCGUGCGAUGGGGUGUUAAGAAAUUAGUAAUAUUGUAGAAGUAAUAUACCGACGUUUAAUCGCAAAUUCAUACUGUUCAGAUAAUUAAACUUUCGAUAACCAGGGUAAACAUGAAGGCAGGGCAUAAU
Cryptococcus deneoformans JEC21 is the source of this 2224-nucleotide messenger RNA. RefSeq lists its product as hypothetical. Lineage: Eukaryota; Fungi; Basidiomycota; Tremellomycetes; Tremellales; Cryptococcaceae. The coding region runs from base 389 to 2065 and encodes 558 amino acids. The transcript is spliced from 9 exons. The record is from RefSeq and is a predicted model, not a curated record.